Messenger RNA from Struthio camelus australis, 1135 nucleotides. The record is from RefSeq and is a predicted model, not a curated record. NCBI's taxonomy places the organism in Eukaryota, Metazoa, Chordata, Aves, Struthioniformes, Struthionidae.
GCUACCGAGAGAAAUACGUUAGAGGGAGCAAGAGCCUCUUAAAGUGUUUACAAGUCUGUUAACCACCUACGAUUUCUCUCUAUUAGAAACAGAUAAAGGGGUGGUGCUUGCAAAAACAGCUAAUGUCAAAGUACAGCUGUGUGCCGUAAGCGUUCAUGCCUGGGUCUUCAGAGAUACUUAGAGCUCCUUUUGGAAGUUUUGUGACCAAUGCGCUUGAGAAGUCACGGGCUAGGUCUAGCUUGGGGUGUAGAAAAGAAUGUAUGCGUGUUCCAGGCACUGUUCACUGUUGCAACUACAAUGGAAAUGUCUGAAGAUGAUAUCAAUAUGGAAGAAUACCCCACUGAAAUUCAUGAGUAUCUCGCUGCAUUUGAAAAAUCUCUCGUUUCUGUAGAUGAGAUGCUGGAGACAAUGAUGUCUGUUUCCAGGAGUGAGCUGCUCCAAAAGUUAGAGCCUCUUGAGCAAGCAAAGCUGGAUUUGGUUUCAGCCUAUGCCUUAAAUUCAAUGUUCUGGGUGUACUUGGCUACUCAGGGAAUCAAUCCAAAGGAGCAUCCAGUGAAACAAGAACUGGAGAGAAUAAGAACGUACAUGAACAAGGUCAAAGAAAUAGCAGACAAGAAAAAAGCAUCCAAACUUGAUAAAGGAGCAGCUUCUAGAUUUGUAAGAAACGCGCUCUGGGAUCCAAACCCUGAAAAUGAAACUAUCUCCAAAACUCCCGCUAAAGCGAAAAAGAGAAAGAUGGACUGAAUUUUUAUAUGAAUCAGAGUGACUAGAAUUUUUUAAAUGUGUUUCAUACACUAUAUGCGUCUUGUAGAGGUGCAGUAUAGCAACGUUUUGAUUAGGUUAUACUGAAAACACUUUUACAGGUCUGUAUUUUGUCCAGAACACUGGUCACUGAGGUCAUCACAUUAUAUGUAUAUCUGAAAGUGCUUUUUGAUGCUAGAAAAUUAACACUUCAUUCUCCAAUUGAUAAUGAAUAUCUUGCUGAUAACAUAUAGUAGGUCUGUUUUGCCUAAGAGUUUCUUUUCUGUAAUGCCUAAGCAUUUUCUGUAAUGCUUAAGAAUUUUUUUUACUGAUGAACGAUUGACAAAAUUUUUACAUGUAUUUAAUAUCCUAAAUAUUAAAGCAGUAUCAAACA